Molecule: messenger RNA, 768 nt
Organism: Salvia hispanica
Lineage: Eukaryota; Viridiplantae; Streptophyta; Magnoliopsida; Lamiales; Lamiaceae
Gene: HIS1-3
Product: histone H1-3
Biological process (GO): negative regulation of DNA recombination; nucleosome assembly; chromosome condensation
Cellular component (GO): nucleosome; nucleus
Molecular function (GO): structural constituent of chromatin; double-stranded DNA binding; nucleosomal DNA binding
Source: RefSeq, a predicted model, not a curated record
GUUCAUACAUUCAAAUCAUUUUCAAAAAUCCCCAAGUUUUUCAAUCAAUCAAUCGAAUUAUAUCGUGCUGAAAUUGAGAUGACGGUAGCCGAGCAAGUUAAGAAGCCUACGGCGGCGAAGCCGAUCAAGGAGAAGAAAGCAACCAAGGCAGCGCCCAAGGCGAAGAAGGCCGUAGCUGCGAAAUCCUCCAAAACCGCCUCUCAUCCGCCUUAUUUCGAGAUGAUUAAGGAGGCGCUGUUGGCUUUGAACGAGAGGAGCGGUUCGAGCCCUUACGCGAUUGCGAAGUACAUGGAGGACACGCACAAAUCUGUUCUGCCGGCGAAUUUCAGGAAGAUUUUAGGGCUCCAACUCAAAAACUCUGCUGCGAAGGGGAAAUUAAACAAAAUCAAGGCCUCGUACAAGUUGUCCGACGCCGGAAAGAAGGCGGCGGCGACGAAGCCUGCUGUGAAGAAAGCCGCUGCACCUGCCGCUAAAAAAUCGAAGGCGGCUGCUGCUGUGGGAACUAAGAGGAAGGCGGAGGCGGUGAAGAAGGUGGCGGCGAAGAAGCCUGUGAAGAAGGCGGCGACUCCGGUGAAGGCGAAGCAGCCUAAGAGCAUAAAAUCGCCUGCUGCUAAGAGGGCGAGGAGGGCUGUUGCUGUGUGAAGGGAUUAAGGGUAGUUUGUGAAGUAGGUUUUGUAGAUAUUUGUUUGGAAUCAAAGAUAUGGAUGGUGUUUGGCAGUUUUAUGGUUUGUAUAUUUUUGUUUUGAAUGAAUGCUUCUUUCAUCUUCA